AUGACACUCACCAUCGACAUUCCAGACGUACCAGAUAACCAAGGCCCAGCACCCCCGCCAUACACUCCCUAUGCGACAGAGGAAGAGUCCACCGUCAUCUCAAACGCCCAUCACACAAACACGGUAAACCGCCAACGCACCGUGCGGAAUCCCAAUGGGCACGCACACGCACACCCAUCACCCAACUCGACUCCGAGACCGAGUCCUCAACGGCGCUUCACUGUCCGCAACCCUUCCUCCCCGACGGCGUCCGAGAAUGCAGAGGCUGGACCAUCGCGGCCACGGCAGUCGUCCAUCUCCAAGCCACCACGGGCUUCCCUCCCCUCCGAGCAGAACGGAGCGCCUUCCUCGUCUGCUCCUGCACAGGCACCGCACACACCGCCGCGACCAGAAGACUUGCGGGACCGCGGACGCACCAACAAUGCUUGGCGGCAGUAUAUGCAAGGUCUCCCUGUCAACGGCGGACCGUCCAACGGCCCAGACAUCGGCAACUUGAGCCUGGAGGACAAGUCGAAUAAGCCGCUGCCGCCGACACCACCGCCCCUUCCUUCGAGAUCACCGCGACCCCCACCGCCAGUUCCACCACCACCGAGUAGACUCGACCCGCGCUCUCGCCAGCCCCCACCGCCACCGAUCCAAUCCACGCCGCCGCGCCCAGCUCCCGCGCCGCCGGUGUCUGCGCCGGUCGUCUUUCCGGCGCCCCGACCAGUUCAGCAGCGUCUUGGACCGCAUGACUAUGAAGAGAUGCCUCGACCCCAACGGCACUCAGCGCCAGUCGUUCAGCCGCCUGUGCACUAUGUGCACGAGGUGCCGCAGACAGUGCAGCGGGUGUACGAGGUACCAGUGCAACGGGUACAUGAGGUGCCAGUGCAGCGGGUACAGCAAGUGCCGUAUCAUCAGGCUCCACAGGUCCAGCCGGCUCCUCCGGCUCAGCCCUCUCCUCCGGCUCAGCCCUCUCCUCUGCGCCAGGUGCACCACUCGGCAUCAGUUCCGCAGUUUGCGCAUCCCGACUCACGCCAUCUGGUGCGGCCGCUGGACCCUCGGCGCUCCGAAUCUCAGCUCCCCCGGAGGCGGCUCAACAGCACGCCCAAUGCUGGACCAUCCGGUACGGCCUUCCACCAGAUCGGCCUGCCUCCUGUUAUUCCGGAACGCCGUACGAGUCUGCCAGAGCAGGGACCGCCGACUCCGCCGAAGCCCAGCGCUGCGUCCGAGUUCCCGCCCCCGAUCCUGCGCACGGCGCCGAAACCGACGGAACCGGCCAACUUCCCUCCUCCGCCGCGGCACAUUGUCGCUCGGGGAGGCACGCCGUCGAGAAGUCCACAGCGUAACGAUGUGAGGACGCCGCGUAGAGUGCCGAGCGUCAUUGACCUGACGCAGGAUACCUCACCGAGCUCGGCGGGGAGUCCGCCCAAGGCGAGCAAGGCGCCACGGGCGCAGAGUGACGUUGGGCGCCCCAGUCCGCGCAACACUGCCGCAGCGAGUACGGUGAGUGCGCCAUCCGCAGCGUCGCGGAGUGCCGCGAGCCCGUCCGCCUCGCGCAGUGUCGUCAGCGCCCCGGGUUCUACCCCGAAACGCAAGCCGUCCUCGCCCGCUGUGUCGUCUCCAGCGAGCCCAGCGAGCCCGUCCAAAGUCCGCUGCAGCGGCUACACCCGGUCCGGCGAGCGGUGUAAGCGUCUCGUGAAGGCUGGCGCCCCCGGCGCAGCACUGCUAGACAACGACGAGCGGUACUGCAAGGACCACGCGGGGCUGCUCCUCAAACCGUCGGGGUUCUACUCCCGCCGUUCGCCGGGCAGCGAGGGCACAUGGGUCGAGUUCAAGACGUACAUCCCGCGUGCCCUGUGGGAGCAGACGCAAGCCCUGCUCCGGACGACGAUGGAGGCGACCUUGUCCAUUAGCGAGACACCAGGCUUUCUCUACGUCUACGAGCUGCGCGGCAUGGGUGCGCCGAGCACGAGCUUCUUCAAAGUGGGGCGGAGCGACUGUGUACCAAGGCGGAUAGGGCAGUGGGCUGCCCAAUGCUCCUCUCAUGCUCCCGUGCUGCGGGAUGUCUUCCCUUUGGCAGAGGGCGGCAGCACGCUCCCCGGCGCGAUGCGUUCUGCUGGUCAAAUGGCGGCGGCGUCCAAGCGCUGGGAACGGCUUGUGCAUCUGGAACUGGCCGAUCGCGCGGCGGCCGAGAGACCGCUCGCCUAUAGGUCGCUUGAGGGAAAGUGCGCUGACUGCGGGGCGGUGCAUAGGGAGAUCUUCCCGCUGGCGAGUAGUGAGGGGUACAGCGUUGUGGUUGAGGCGAUCACGCGGUGGGAGAAGUUUGUGCGAGCGAUUGCGUAG
Trichosporon asahii var. asahii CBS 2479 is the source of this 2325-nucleotide messenger RNA. RefSeq lists its product as uncharacterized. The transcript has a single exon. The record is from RefSeq and is a predicted model, not a curated record. Lineage: Eukaryota; Fungi; Basidiomycota; Tremellomycetes; Trichosporonales; Trichosporonaceae. The coding region runs from base 1 to 2325 and encodes 774 amino acids.